CCCGCAACAGGCCACGUGCGCUGCCGCCCUGGCCUGGGCCUCUCGCUGGCGCCCCGCCUGGAGGGCGGACCCUGUUGCCUCCUCACUUCUUCCCUUCCCUCUCUUUUCUUCCCCUGCUGCUUUUUCUCCUUCUUUCUUGGCGUCGCCUUCUCAGUCUCCCGGCCUCUGAGAUACCUUGCUGCUUGAAUACAUGCUACCCAAAUCAACAGUUGCUCUAGCUGCCGCUGCCGUUUAAAGUGUGCUGUGCCUCCUACGCGCCAGAGUUCUCAGCGUUUUACCCGCCUGGUCUCAUUUUGUCUGCACAACGAUGGAUCAUGGGCCCAUUUUACAGAUGAGCUAAUUGAAGUUCAUGGAGGCCCUGUACAAGACACUGGGGAUAUAGAAAUUAGGACGACGUGGUCCCUGUUCUCAGAGAGCUCAGCCAGGAGUAGAAGACAGCCAGGUGAGCAGAUGUGGGCACUGGAGGGGCUGUGAAAGGUGCUGGGACUCUAAAGGGGGGGCAAAUGCUCUGCCUAGGGUAGUUGGGGAAGAUAUCACAGAGAAGGCAGAGCCCUUUGAAUCGGAUCCUUGAGGGAUGAAGAGGAGUUCACCUGGCGCAGAAAAAGGAAAAGCUCAUGUGGGUAGAGAGCUAAGGAUGUUUGGACCAGUGAGAGAUGGGGUGAUGAGGGCGGCUGAGGGAGGCUUUGGCUGUCAGGGAAGAACUCGGAAUUUGAUUCUGAGUCACUGGGGAGUCCCUGAAGUGUUUUGAGCAGGGGAGUUCCUUGGAAAGGAUUCUGAAGGAAGGUCUCUGGCAGUGAUUUCCAAAGACCUGGAGUCCUUUUAAGGAUCCACUGAAUCCACUGUAUGAGCUGACAGAUUGAUGGCCCUUCCCUCCCCCAAACCCAUUAUGGCUUUUGGUCCACUCAGACCUUGGAAAUUUUUUUUUUUAACCAUCUCAUUAAAGCCUUUGUCUCACCUGCUAAAGAGAGCGGCCUGCUUCCUUCCUCUCUGCCCUUAUCCCACCUCUUACCACAAUGAUGGGCUACAGAGGGGCUUGGAAUAGAGGUAUGUGGAGAAUGAGGGGGUUAGAGCUUCCCACAGGAUUGGAUGGGCAAAGAGAUACAGGAGGUGGGAAUCCCAGGUGCUUUUUUGUUUGUUUGUUUUUAACUUUAGCCUGCUGUUUCUGAAUGCCAGGUGUUCUUGAUCUUGGCUUUCCCCACCUUACCGGGCCUGGGCCAGUCUAGCAUCUUGGCUUCCUAUACACCCGCCCCCUUGUUUGCCGCACUCAACUUCCUGUCCCACCAGAGGAAGUGGGCAGCAUAGCAGGUGCAGCAACAGCUAGCGGAACCAUGGACAAGGAGUAUGUGGGUUUCGCCGCCCUCCCCAAUCAGCUGCACCGCAAGUCUGUCAAGAAGGGGUUUGACUUCACACUUAUGGUGGCAGGGGAAUCAGGCCUGGGGAAAUCCACCCUCAUUAACAGCCUGUUCCUCACCAACCUCUAUGAGGAUCGGCAGGUACCAGAGGCCAGUGCUCGCUUGACGCAAACACUGACCAUUGAGCGCCGGGGCGUGGAGAUCGAGGAGGGGGGUAUCAAGGUGAAGCUCACCCUGGUGGACACGCCUGGCUUUGGGGACUCAGUGGACUGCUCAGACUGCUGGCUGCCCGUGGUGCGCUUCAUCGAGGAGCAAUUUGAACAGUACCUCAGGGAUGAGAGUGGCCUGAACCGGAAGAACAUCCAGGAUUCCCGAGUCCACUGCUGCCUCUACUUCAUCUCACCCUUCGGCCGGGGGCUCCGGCCCCUAGAUGUGGCCUUCCUCCGGGCGGUACACGAGAAAGUCAACAUCAUCCCGGUCAUCGGCAAAGCAGAUGCCCUGAUGCCUAAGGAAACCCAGGCUCUAAAGCAGAAGAUCCGGGACCAGUUGAGAGAGGAGGAGAUCAACAUCUACCAGUUCCCGGAAUGUGACUCUGAUGAAGAUGAAGACUUCAAGAGGCAGGAUGCGGAGAUGAAGGAAAGCAUCCCUUUUGCAGUUGUCGGUUCCUGCGAGGUGGUGAGGGAUGGCGGGAACCGACCGAUGAGGGGACGUCGCUACUCCUGGGGUACUGUGGAGGUGGAGAACCCACAUCACUGCGAUUUCCUGAAUCUGCGACGGAUGCUGGUGCAGACACACCUGCAGGACUUGAAAGAAGUGACGCAUGAUGUGCUCUACGAGGGCUACCGGGCCCGCUGUCUACAGAGCCUGGCCCGGCCUGGGGCUCGUGAUCGAGCCAGCCGCAGUAAGCUUUCCCGCCAGAGCGCGACAGAGAUCCCGCUGCCCAUGCUGCCUCUGGCCGAGACAGAGAAGCUGAUCCGCGAGAAAGACGAAGAGCUGCGCCGCAUGCAAGAGAUGCUGGAGAAGAUGCAGGCCCAGAUGCAGCAGAGCCAGGCUCCGGGCGAGCAGUCGGACGCUCUCUGAGGCCCGGCCCCGCCUCUCCUCGGCGCUGCCUCAGCCCGUCGCCUGUCCAAUCCCCGCAGCCCCCGCCGCCGGCCGCCCUGGCCCGGUCCCUGCGGGCGCUCCCGCCGCGCGCUUCCACCCGCGCCUGAGUUGUAGCCCCAGGCCCGCCUGCCCUCCGCCCACUUCCCCCUCCUCUCCUCUCCGGGUCGCCCCUCUCAACCCCUGCUCUGUCUUCAAUAAAAACUGAGCUUCCCGAGGCCACGCGAGUCUUCCCCUAACUAGCGGGGACAGGCGGCGG
Molecule: messenger RNA, 2709 nt
Organism: Microcebus murinus (gray mouse lemur)
Lineage: Eukaryota; Metazoa; Chordata; Mammalia; Primates; Cheirogaleidae
Gene: SEPTIN1
Product: septin 1
Molecular function (GO): GTP binding
Source: RefSeq, a predicted model, not a curated record